AUGACAGUUUUUUUGCUAGCAACAGAGAUAUUAUCGAUUGGCGUGAAGCCCGGAUGGAAGAAGGGAACAAAAAUUACCUUCCCAGAUAAGGGGAAUGAGCAGGUGAACCAGCUUCCUGCAGAUCUUGUAUUCGUGAUCGAUGAGAAGCCUCAUGAUGUUUGCAUGAGAGACGGCAAUGACCUGAUCAUAAACUAUAUAGUGUCACUAUCAGAAGCGCUGGGAGGGACCACUGUUUCCUACAAGAUUGACAGUGGAGCAACGAGCUGCAGUCAGGUGUGCUUUAGGGGGUUCAUAGCCAAUGAUCUCUUUGGAAAUGAUGAGCUGUAUUCGGCAUCCAUGCGAGAGGUUGAGUAUUGA
This is a messenger RNA of Ilex paraguariensis (yerba mate), 357 nucleotides long. NCBI's taxonomy places the organism in Eukaryota, Viridiplantae, Streptophyta, Magnoliopsida, Aquifoliales, Aquifoliaceae. The record is from the annotation of a GenBank genome assembly.